Mercenaria mercenaria is the source of this 2459-nucleotide messenger RNA. RefSeq lists its product as uncharacterized. Gene Ontology annotation, biological process: sodium ion transmembrane transport. Lineage: Eukaryota; Metazoa; Mollusca; Bivalvia; Venerida; Veneridae. The record is from RefSeq and is a predicted model, not a curated record. Gene Ontology annotation, cellular component: membrane. The transcript is spliced from 9 exons. Bases 384 to 2459 code for a protein of 691 amino acids. Gene Ontology annotation, molecular function: ligand-gated sodium channel activity.
AGACUAUCACGAGCAGGCCUUCUUUGUCGUCUGGUCACGAUUCGUUUGGUACAGAGUGAAAACAUACGUCAAAACAAAAAUAACGAAAGUGUUUUUAAAAAUUUGAGCUGCCACGAUUUGACUGAUAAUAGAUGUUGAUAGUAUAUUUAUUUUAACACAUGAAUAACUUCGAUGGUUUGUUGCAUUAGUGAUAUUUGUUGGAGCGGCUGAUGAACAAGUCAGAUAAUACUUUUUACUUAAGGAUAGGAUAUAUGUUAUUAGUAUUUGAUUAUAACAUUAGUACAGACGUAAACAUAUCAAAGUUGUUAGUAGGAUUAUUUUUCUUCUGUGUAAAAGGCUUAUGAUAUAAAUUACAUUUAAUAUUUUAUUUUGGAGUUUCAACAAUGUCGAAAGAGAUUUACCAUUCGUCACAAGAGGACAUGGAUAGUGAGGUAUCUUUUGAUUCUACGGGCAAACAGAAGAGUUUUCGGCGUCUUAUUACUAGAUUUGCCGAGAAAACAUCAAUGCAGGGUCCGCCUUACAUCAACAUGGCAAAACUAUGGUGGGCAAAGGUCAUUUGGGCUAUUUUAUUACUUUGUGCUGUUGCAGCAAUGUCUUUACAUCUCUGGUACCUCUUCUUUCAGUGGUAUUCAUGGCCUAAAACAACUGUAAUUUCUCUAGGGUUUGAUGACCUUAUAUUUCCACAAGUUACAAUUUGCAAUACAAAUAUUCUACAUAAAAACAGAUUUGAUAAAUAUAAAGGGGCUAAAGAACUAAAAAUGCUUGUAGAUGACCUGAAGCCCGAGAACUUUGUGCCACAUCAGUUCAAUGAAAAUUAUGACCCGGAUACUGACAAAAAGAUUCCGCCAGGUAUGCAUCGCCAAGAUGGAAAUCAGCAAGGAGGAACCGAACAAGGUGGGAAUCAGACAGAACAAAGUGGAAAUCAGCAAAGUGGAACCGAACAAGGUGGAAAUCAGCAAGGUGAAACCGACCAAGGGGGGAAUCUGCCAAAUGGAACCGACCAAGGCGGAAGUCAGCAAGGCGGGACAACUGAAACUGGUAGAAACCGCCCGACUAGCAAUACUACACAGACUCGAACACCGACACGCAGCAUGGAAAACAAGCAAAUCCAGACGACACCUUCACCAAGAUCAAGGAAGAAACGAUUUGACGGUAACUACGAAUAUUUGAAUGUCAGCGACUAUGUAGAGGAAUAUCAAGACAUUGAUGAGGAUGCUGGUGGUCUUAAUUCUCCAAUAGACAGUCAAACAAAAUUAGAAAAAGUCUUCCGACAGUUAUACAUGGACAUAGAGAGACCAAGAAGAAGACAACUUGGGCAUGACAUUAAAGAUAUGUUGGUUGGUUGCACAUUCAACGGGCGGCGGUGUAACUCGGAUUUUUUCCAGUUGCACCAGACAUCCGAAUAUGGAAACUGUUGGACAAUUUCCUCAGAUAAAUUCGUCGUUAAAAGAUCUGGCCCCGGCGGAGGACUAUCAAUCGUGUUAUUUCUGGAGACGUCGGAGUACCUGAAGGGACUGACGACGGGGUACGGGGCUCGAAUCCAGUUCCAGGAACAGGACACGUAUCCUUUCCCUUUUGAUCAAGGGGUAUUUAUAUCAGGAGCUAUGGAAACAGAUAUUGGCCUGAAGUUUAGGACAGUAAAUAGACUUGGUGGUGACUUUGGCUCGUGUAAUGAUGGUGUGGAAUUCAUGAAAUGGUACAACUUGACAUACACAAGAAGGGCGUGCCAAGCGUUUUGUCGCAUAACAACAGUGAUAAAAACUUGUAAUUGUUUCGAUGAUGACUGGGAAGAAUUCGCUUUCAAAAAAGAUAACACACUCCGACCUUGCAGAUCAGCAAAAGAGAAAGAAUGUCUUAGGGGUGUACUGCAUAAAUACGGCCCGGGAGCGCUGUGGCAUUUGGAUAAUCCUUGCGAUACAACAGUUUUUGUCAGACAUUGGUGGCGCUUUGGGUCUAGGUGGGCCUUUAAAUACGAGUUUUUGCGAGGUGAUAAUUUUUUUCACGAAUUUUUCGACUUGGUAUUAAAAACGAAAAACAGCCAACACGCAAACACGAAGAGCAAAGAUAACGAAGGCCGCAAAUCUCCCGAACAUACAGUCGGCAAUGAAAAGGAACCCGAACACAAAUUACCCCGUUUUGCGUUUAAUCCUAUAGAUAGACUGCCGCACCAUAUGCAGGACGAAAGUCCCUUUCGGGAACAAGACAGUUCGUAUCAUUCUGAUACAGGAAGUUAUGAUAAUAGGCAUCAGAGAAAACAUGACCUUGACCUCUAUGGAUCGCACAGCCCUAACUUAAGAGUUCAUGGAGGGAGCCCUUUCCUGGGCAGAGGUCGUUAUUUGGAACCCGACAGAAUUUCAUAUAAUUCGGACAGAGGUAGUGAUCAUAGACGACAUCGCACCAAAGUAGGUCAAGGCCCAAAAGAUAUUCCAAGACGAGUCAAAAAGAUAAAGAAAUCCUGA